Molecule: messenger RNA, 18432 nt
Organism: Hemicordylus capensis (graceful crag lizard)
Lineage: Eukaryota; Metazoa; Chordata; Lepidosauria; Squamata; Cordylidae
Gene: FRAS1
Product: Fraser extracellular matrix complex subunit 1
Exons: 73
Coding region: 128-12127 (3999 amino acids)
Biological process (GO): cell communication
Cellular component (GO): membrane
Molecular function (GO): protein binding
Source: RefSeq, a predicted model, not a curated record
CGCCGCCGCCGCCUUCUGAUGCUGACAGGGGACCAGCCCGGCUCCUGGCCGUGAUUCUGUGCGGAGAGAGCGAGAGCGAGAGCGCCCUUUGCCCGCCGCUUCGCUUCCCAGCCGCGCUCUCUUCGCGAUGGCUUUCCCGGCAGCGUGGUGCAUCAUGCGGUUCCUUGCGCUGGGACUCGCGGCCGCCUGGGCUGGAUUGCCCGCUCCGCUGGAAGGUGUAUGUGUCUAUCGAGGCUCAUCAUUUGAGAACAACACCGUUUGGAAGCCAGACCCGUGCCGGGAGUGCGGUUGCCAUGGUGACAUUGUCCUGUGCGAAGCCGUCGUUUGCAAAAACCCUCACUGCAACUUUUGGAAGGGGGAGGUGCUCCGAAUAGCCCCUAAUGCUUGCUGCCCUAUGUGCGUUUCACAAACGGAAGGAUUUUGUAAACACGAAGGACGUAUCCAUGGGCAUGAUACUGAAUGGACUGGCUCUGGGUGCACAACCUGUUCUUGUGCCAACGGAGAGGUUCUCUGCACUCCCAAGUUCUGCCCGGCUCUUUCUUGUGAGAGAGGUGAAGUAGAAUCCUUCAAGCCAGGAGACUGCUGUCCACGGUGUGUUGGUCGUGGAGAGACUUGCUCUUUCGAUGGCCAAAGGUUCCAGGAUGGUGAGGAGUGGCGACCCAGCCUGUGUGCUAAAUGCACCUGCCAGAAUGGGACUGCGAAAUGUUUCACAGCACUAUGUCAGCCUGUCUCAUGUAACAAGAAUGAAACAGUGGCUGUCCCUGCUGGAAAAUGUUGUCCAGUGUGCGCUCCAAAAUCCUGUGCUGAUUCUGGGCGAGCAUACCAGCAUGGCGAGCAGUGGAAGAAAGAUGCCUGCACAACCUGUGUAUGUGAGAGAGGAGAGCCCAGGUGUCUGAAGCAGACUUGUGCCCCACUGACAUGUGAGAAGGGGGAGACCAAAGUGCAGCAUCCUGGGAAAUGUUGUGAGGAGUGCGUCCCUUCCAAGGGGAGCUGUGUACAUGGAGCCACCAUCAGGUACUAUGAUGAGAUGUGGAACGGAACCCGCUGUGAAUUCUGUAUGUGCGAUCAAGGGCAAGUUGCUUGCUGGAAUGGAGAAUGUGCCAAAGUGGAGUGUGCUGAGGGUGAAGAAUUAAUUCAUUUAGAAGGCAAGUGCUGUCCUGAAUGUAUUUCAAGAGGUGGGCCCUGUGUUUACAGAGAACAUACCAAAGAUAGCGGUGAGAAGUGGAAGGAAGGUCCGUGCCGGGAAUGUCAGUGCUGGGACACCGAAGUGGCCUGCUACACUCGAUCUUGCCCGACGUGCCCCUCGGGCAGCGUGGCCGUAGCCGUGCCCGGAGAAUGUUGCCCUCAGUGCCAGCCAGGCCGGUGCCAUUCAGACUGCUUGACCUGCUCACGGUCUUUUGAUCGCUGUGAUGCCUGCCGCGAUGCCACCAGGCUGCUGCAGAACGGACACUGCGUGGCCGCCUGUGGAGCUGGAUUCUAUCAGGAUGCUGGGCUUUGCUUAGCUUGCAAGAAGACAUGCGCUACCUGUACCAAUGGUUUCACGUGUGCUUCGUGUCAAAAUUCACUGCAGCUGAAGGGCGGCCAAUGUGUAGCAUCCUGUGGGGAAGGGUUCUUUCCUGGACCACUCCAGUGCAGAGCUUGCCAUGAAUCCUGUUCGACUUGCCAGGGCCCUGCUGCAAACAACUGUUCAUCUUGCAAAGAUCCGUCACGUGUCUUGCUGGAAGGGCAAUGUGUCCCUAGUUGCGCCCGGGGGUUCUAUCUCAAGAACAGCGUUUGCAAAGCCUGCAAUGAGUCGUGUGAAGCUUGCUACCCAGACCAGUCCAGAUGUUUAAGCUGUGCUCCGGACAGAGUCCUGCAUGGUGGGAACUGCCUCCUGAAAUGCCCCGAGGCCUCCUACGUGGAUAGCUCUCAGAGAUGCAGAGAUUGCCACCGUUCCUGUGCCAGCUGUGUUGGGCCUUUAUCUGUUCAGUGCACUUCUUGCUCCUCUCCUCUGGCCUUGCGUCAGGGUCAGUGUCUGCCUGCUUGUGGAGAGGGCUUCUAUCAGGAUGGCACAGUCUGCAAAGGUUGUCCUCCAUCUUGCCGCAAAUGUGUUGGCCCGGAUCCUUUGCACUGCACACAGUGCAUGAGACCAGAGGAGGGUCUGCAGCCAGAAGUGAACCCAGAGGGGACCGCAGUUGGUGUCUGCCUACCCCAGUGCAAAGCCCAUUUCUACCUCAGUAAUGAUGGGGUAUGCAAAGAGUGCCACUCCUCCUGCUUGUCUUGUAUGGAGGAAUCUCCAGAGAAUUGCACAGCCUGCUCACCUCCCCAAGUCCUUUUCGGUGGCCAGUGCCAAACGGAGUGCCCAGAGGGAUGGUAUCACCAGGAGGCACGUUGCUACUUAUGUCAUCCUUCUUGCAAGACGUGCCGUGGGUCUUCAGAUGCUGAAUGUGCAAGCUGUCAGCCCCAUGCCACUUUUGUCAAUGGAAGAUGUAGGGCUCCUUGCAAAGAAGAGCAAUACCUCAAUCUGGUGGGAUACUGCAUUGACUGUCAUCCCCUGUGCCAUCAGUGUGUGGCAGAUCUCCAGGACACAGGAAGCAUCUGUUUGAAGUGCCAAAAUAUCCGUCAUUUACUGCUGAAAGACCGCUGUGUGCCUGGCUGCCCCAUGGGAUACUACAAGGAUGGAGGAGCAUGUACAAAAUGUCAUCCUUCCUGCAAAAGCUGUGAUGGGGAAGGCCCUUUCUCCUGCACGUCCUGUGACUCCAACCUUGUUCUUUCUCACACCAGCGCUUGCACCGGGACCUGUUCCCUUGGCUACUACAUGGACGAGGACCAGCGCUGCAAGCCUUGCAGCGGUUCGUGUCUGAGCUGUGAUUCAGCAACCAGUUGUACAUCCUGCAAAGACCCGUCCAAAGUCUUGCUCUUUGGUGAAUGCCAGUAUGACAGCUGCGCUCCACAGUAUUUCCUUGAUUUCUCCACCAAAACAUGCAAAGAGUGCGACUGGAGCUGCAACGCCUGCAGCGGUCCCCAGAGUACCGAUUGCUUGCAGUGCAUGGAGGGAUAUGUUCUCCAGGACGGUGCCUGUGUAGAAUGGUGCCCCUUAGGGUUUUACAGGGAGUCUGACACAUGCCAAAGGUGCAAUGACCAUUGCCUCCACUGUGAUACCUCAAGUGAAUGCACCCGCUGUGAAGCCCCAUUUCUCCUCUUGGGAUCGCAGUGCAUCUUGGAAUGUGGGAAGCGAUAUUAUGCAGACCAGGAGACGCAAAGAUGCUCAGCUUGCCCCAAGGGAUGCUUGGAAUGUGACAGAUCAAGUCGGUGCCGAGUGUGUGAUGCGCCCAUGUUUCUGCAGGGGGGGCGUUGCGUUUCUGAUUGCAGCCAUGGUUUCUACAGCAACCCCCAGAGCAGGGAAUGUAAAGCUAUCACACAGGCUCCUGACCUCAUUGCAAAUGGCCCACUGCAAGUAGGGAUUGGUGGGGUGAAGCCGCUUGACUUUUCCCUCCUGGAGGUAAAAGAUCCUGGUGGCCAGAAAGAGAAGCUGCUGUUCCAUGUGACUAUUCCACCCGACAACGGCAGGCUUGUGGCUGUGGCUGAUGGCAAGGAGACAGCGCUGAGCCAAGGCGACCAUUUUACCUGGGAGGAUGUGAAGGAACAGAGAGUUCUCUUUGUGCACGAUAAGGAGAAGUCCAGGAAUGGUCGGUUUUCCCUGAAGGUCACCCACCAACAGUACUUCUCCGAACCUGAAGAGUUUACUGUUCAAGCUCUUUCAACACAGGCCCCAUAUGUGAUCAGGAACGAAGCCCUCUUUCUUGGCAGAGGGGAAGCAGGAGCCAUAACCAACCUCUUGCUUGACAUUCGAGACAACGAUAAUCCCCAGGAUGUGACCGUGGCCGUUUUAGAUCCUCCACAUCAUGGGCGGCUAGCCAAGCUUCCCGGGGAUGUGCCGACCUCGAAGCUUGUGUUCCAGCUUGAGGACUUUUUGGGGGGAUUGGUGCAUUACAUCCACGACGGCUCUCCCAGCUCAGCAGACACGCUUGUCCUUCAAGCAAGUGAUGGGUACCACUUUCAGAAUAUCCUCUUCCACAUCAAGAUUACUCCAAAGAGCCAAGGGCCUCCUCUGCUCAUCACCAGCUCCACGGUGUGGGUCCCAGAGGGAGGGAUGCUGCAAAUCACCAACAGAAUCCUGCAAGCCGAGAUGGCAGGGAUCACUGACUCCAUGAUCCUCUACACAAUUAGAGAUCAGCCACGCCAUGGUGAAGUGAUGUUCCUGGUCCCCAUGCCUGCAGAUGACCCAGGGCUAAUAUGGCGACCUUUGCCCGAUGGCAGAGCAGCCAAACCAACCAACUCCUUCACCCAGCAGGACAUCAACGAAGGCGUCAUAUGGUACAGGCACUCUGGAUCCGAGACAGAGAGCGAUUCCUUCCGCUUCCAGGUAUCCAGUGCUGCUGCUCCACAAGACCAUCUGGAGACCCACCUCCUCAACAUUGCCAUCUUACCCCAUUCGCCAGAGUCACCCACCCUCUCCUUGGGAUCUUCUCUCCAUAUGACUGCUCUGGAAGACCGUGUGACCCCUAUAGAGCCGCAUCAUCUUUCCUUCAUCGACUCGGAGAGUCCAAGUGGGAAAGUCGUAUUCAAUGUGACUGUACCUUUGCCACCAAAUCAAGGUAUUCUGGAACACAGUGACAGGCCCCUCUCUCCAGUGAAGUAUUUUACACAGGCUGACAUCAACCAUGGCAAAAUUGUGUAUCGUCCUCCCACUGCACCCCCACACAUCAGAGAGAUGACAGAGUUCUCCUUUGCUGGUCUUCCAGAGUCAGUCAGUUUCCGUUUUACAGUGUCUGAUGGAGAACACAUAAGUCCUGAGAUGGUGUUUACCAUCCACUUGCUCUCCCUUGGGACUCCAUUAUUGCAGAUGACAGCUCCAGUCCUCAAGGUUAGCCAAGGAGGCAAAGCCAUCAUCGGAAUACAGUUGGUAGGCAGUGAUGCAGACACAGUUCCUGAGGGCCUCUUCUUUGAGUUGGUGGAACCUCCCCGCCACGGAGCCGUCCUCAAGCAUAGCAGUGGAUUCCCUGACCACCUGGGUGCAGGCGAUACCUUCACGUAUGAAGAAGUCACGAGGAACGCUUUGGAGUACAUCCACGACAGCUCCUCUGCGGCAGAGGACAGCAUGGAGAUUUCAGUCACCGAUGGGAUUUCGACAGCAACGACUGUGAUGAAAGUAGAAGUGUCGCUGAUGGACAAAGAUGGGCCAAAGUUGGCUCCCAGCUGCUCACUGACCAUCACGGUGGCUAGUAAAAGCUCUGUGAUCAUCACCCGAUCCCACUUUGCUUAUAUUGACGAUAAUUCUCCUGAUUCCAUGAUAAGAGUUCAGUUAAUUUCUCUUCCCAUGUAUGGCACUCUUGUGUGUAUAACCCCUGGACAGCAUUCUGGAGAGUUUUCUGAAGUCUAUAACUUCACAAUGGAAGAUAUCAACAGCCAAAGAAUCAGAUACUUCACAAAGCUUGAAACUGUUGAUCAGCCAGUCACGGACGUUUUCCAUUUUGCUGUGUUCGAUGCUGACAACAACCGGCUUGACAGUCAGAUGUUCACCAUCACAAUCACGCCUGUCCAGAACGAGCCUCCCGUCACCACUUUUGCUGACCAUAUCGCAGUGGAUGAAGGGGGGAGGGUACCGCUUAAGGCUCACCACACCCUCACCAUCGACUCUGAUCUUGUCCAAGAAGAUCUAGUAGUGAACAUUGUGACUUUGCCAAAAUACGGAUACAUUGAAAACACCAAGACAGGGAAGCGACUUGGCCCCGGAGGCACCACAAUCUCAGAUCUGACAUUCUCCAUUCAAGAUGUGGUAGAGAACCACAUUUAUUACUUUCAAAGUGUCCAUGAAAGCAUUGAGCCAUCAAUGGACACCUUUAGCUUUUAUGUCAGUGAUGGCUUCAGCCAAUCAGAAACCAGCAGCGUCAACAUCACUAUUAAGCAUUUGAAUGAUGAGCCCCCUGAAAUGGAGCUGGAGUUGAUCAAAGUGCAGGAAAGCCAAGGGGUAGUAAUCAGAAAUUCCUCCUUGAGGAUGAAAGACCUGGAUACCUCUGACAAUCAUCUGGUCUUUGUAGUAACCAAAAAACCUUCUCAAGGUUAUCUGCGCAAGAGAAAGUCUCGUUUUGAUCCCCUGGAGGACGGACAAAUUAUGUCAGAGGGAUCCACCUUUACCUACCAAGAUGUUCUGGAUGAACUAAUCGUCUACACACUGGACAAUCCCAGAGUCCAGUCUGAUGAGUUUCGAUUCACACUCUCUGAUGGCCUCUACUCACAGAUGGGGAAGGUGGAGUUUGCCAUAGAGCUGCCAAGGAUGCAUCUGCCCAGAUUAGCUGUCAACAGAGGCUUGCAGCUUUCUGCCGGUUCUGUGGCCGUCAUUACAGAUCAGCACUUAAAAGCCACAGACACAGACUCAGAUGAUCUGACUAUCAGAUACAUCAUGAAAAAGGAUCCCAGCCAUGGACUUCUGCGCAUGAAUAAAAGGGAUUCCCUGGUUCAGAUCUCUGACAAAGGACCAGUCAGAACUUUCACCCAGGCGGAUAUAAACAAAGGACAGGUGGAGUACAGCCAUGGGAAAAGGGAGCCUGGUGGGACAUUUGCGUUUGCUUUUGAUGUGGCUGAUGCAGAAGGAAACAAAAUAGCCGACCAAUCGUUUGCUAUUCAUGUAAUAGAAGACCAGUUGCCCCCUUCAAUCGUCGUCAACACAGGACUGACCCUGGAUGAAAACUCAGUAAAGAAGAUCACCACUCUUGAGUUGUCUGCCACGGAUCAGGACACUGAGCCCGGUGAUCUCCUGUACAGAAUCACCAAGCAGCCUCAGCUGGGACAUCUGGAGCACACUGCCUCACCAGGCAGAAGGAUUAACUCCUUCAGACAGGUGGAUCUGAUCUCCCGCAGUAUACAGUACAUCCACACUAGCGAGGCUGAGAAGCAUUCUGACACAUUUGCCUUCAUUGUUUCUGAUGGGACACAUGACGUGAGCCAGACCUUUGACAUCACCAUUAAUCCAGUCGAUGACUCUUUACCUGUUGUGCAGAGCUUUGGAGUGAGGGUCCAGGAAGGAGUGAGGAAAACCAUCACGGAGUUUGAGCUUAAAGCUGCAGAUACCGACACAGAGGCUGAAUCCCUCACCUUCACCAUCAUUCAGCCUCCACGCCAUGGCCUAAUCGAACGUUCCAGUGAUGGUCACCGUUACCGGCAGGCACACACUUUCACGAUGGAGGACAUCUACCAGAACCGGAUCAGUUACAGUCAUGAUGGCAGCAACUCACUGAAAGACCGCUUUACCUUCACAGUGUCUGAUGGGACUAACCCCUUUUUUGUUGUGGAGGAGGAUGGAAAAGAGAUCGUGACAGCUGUGCCCCAGUGGUUCAGAGUGGAAAUUCUUCCUGUGGACGAUGGAACCCCAAGAAUUGUCACUAACUUGGGCCUCCAGUGGCUAGAGUACAUGGAUGGCAAGCCCAAAAAUUUGAUCACCAAGAAGGAGCUACUGACUGUGGAUCCUGAUACGGAAGACAAACAGCUGAUCUAUGAGAUCACGGCAGGGCCCAAGCACGGUUAUGUGGAGAAGAAGUUGCAGCCAGGAGAACCGGUGUCUACAUUUACACAAGAGGAGGUGAACUUGGGAUUGAUCCAGUACGUGCUGCAUGAGGAGAAGUCUCAGGAGACAGAAGACAGUUUUCAUUUUCUAGUAAAGGACAGCAGACCCACCAUGGUCACUGACAAUACCUUCCAUGUCCAGUGGUCUCUUAUCAGCUUUCAGCACAACAGGUACAAUAUCAGUGAAAAGGCGGGCUCUAUCAGUGUCACAGUGAAGAGGACUGGUAAUCUCAAACAAUAUGCUAUUGUACUGUGCCGUACUGAGCAGGGAACAGCAACUUCUGGCUCCAGUUCCCACCCAGGAGAACAGGACUAUGUGGAGUAUGCAGGCCAGGUACAGUUUGAUGAACGGGAAGACACGAAAUCCUGCACCAUCAUUAUAAAUGAUGAUGACAUAUUUGAGAACAUCGAGAGCUUCACAGUGGAGUUGAGCAUGCCAGCCUACGCCUUGCUGGGGGGGAUCACCGAGGCCCAAGUCUUCAUCAGCGAUGCAGAAGAUGAACCCACCUUGCAGUUUGACAAGAAGGUCUACCACAUCAGUGAGACUGCCGGCACCCUCUCCGCCCCCAUUGAGAGGAAAGGAGACUCUAGCAGUGUCGUCUCUGCAGUUUGCUACACAGUCCCCAAAAGUGCUAAAGGCAGUAGUGUGUAUGCCCUGGAGUCUGGUUCAGACUUUAAGUCCAGGGAAAUGUCCAACGAGAACCGUGUCGUGCUGGGGCCAGGGGUCACCAUGACAACCUGUGAUGUGAAGCUGAUCGACGACAGUGAGUACGAAGAAGAGGAAGAAUUUGAAAUUGCACUUGCUGAUGCAUCAGAGAACGCACGCAUUGGAAGCAUUGCUUUGGCCAAGGUUAUGAUCAGCGGGCCCAACGAUGCCUCUACGGUGUCCCUUGGAAAUGCUACUUUUACUGUCAGCGAGGAUGCAGGGAUCAUUGAAAUCCCAGUUACCAGGCAUGGUCCAGAUCUCUCAAUCCCGACGUCUGUGUGGUGUGCUACGCGCACAUCUGAACCACCAUCUGCCACACCGGGGGUUGAUUAUAUUCCCAGCUCCAAGAAAGUGGAAUUCUAUCCUGGCAGGACUGAAGAGUACUGCACUUUGACAAUUCUGGAUGAUGCUCAGUACCCAGUGAUAGAAGGAGUAGAAACAUUUGUCGUCUAUUUGAGCUCACCCCAAGGAGCUGAACUGGCCAAGCCUUUCCAGGCAGUGGUGGCCAUUAAUGACACUUUCCAAGAUGUACCAAACAUGCAAUUUAGUAAAGAUUUGUAUCCGGUGAAAGAGAAGGAUGGGGUCCUGCACAUUUCCAUCAUCCGUACUGGAGACUUAAGCUAUGAGUCCUCUGUCAGGUGCUACACCCAGAGUCAGACAGCAAAGGUCAUGGAGGACUUUGAAGAAAGGAGGAAUGCUGAGGAAUCACGUAUCACUUUUCUGAAAGGGGAGAAGGUGAAGAACUGCACUCUCUUUAUUAAUGAUGACUCUGCAUUUGAAAUGGAGGAGAAGUUCCGAGUAUAUUUGAGCAACCCCCUUGGAAACCACUGGAGUGGGGCUACAGUUGGGAAGAACAGUGUGGCCACCGUGAUCAUCUCCAAUGAUGAGGAUGCGCCCACCAUCGAGUUUGAAGAAGCAGCCUAUCAAGUACGUGAACCUCCUGGGCCCGAAGGCUUCGCUUUCUUAGAAGUCCAUGUGAUCCGGAGAGGGGACCAAAAUAGGACCUCCAAGGUUCGCUGCAGCACCCGGGAUGGUUCGGCUCAGUCUGGAAUCGAUUACAACCCAAAAAGUCGAGUUCUGAAGUUUAGCCCUGGGAUGGACCGCAUUGUAUUUAAAGUGGAGAUCAUGUCCAAUGAAGACAGGGAGUGGCACGAGUCUUUUUCUCUGGUGCUGGGCCCCGAUGAUCCUGUUGAAGCUGUUCUGGGGGAGAUCACCUCAACAAUAGUGACCAUUCUGGACCAGGAAGCAGCUGGAAGCCUCAUUUUACCAGCCCCUCCCAUUGUCGUUACCCUAUCGGAGUAUGACCACGUGGAAGAAGAAACCAAAGAAGGCGCUAAAAAGUCUCCCUCUCCAGGCUACCCACUGGUCUGUGUGACCCCUUGUGACCCUCACUUCCCCAAGUACUCGGUUAUGAAGGAGCGCUGCAGUGAGGCGGGGAUCAAUCAAUCAUCCAUACAGUUCAGCUGGGAAGUGGCUACCCCCACUGAUGGAAAUGGGGCCAGAUCCCCCUUUGAAACAAUUACAGACAACACCCCGUUCACCAGCGUCAAUCACAUGGUGCUGGACAGUAUUUACUUCAGCCGGCGAUUCCACAUCCGCUGCAUGGCCAAAGCUGUAGAUAAGGUGGGCCACGCAGGCACCCCACUGAGAAGCAACAUCAUCACCAUUGGGACGGACAGCGCCAUCUGCCACACGCCAGUGGUCGCUGGGACCGCCCGAGGGUUCCAAGCGCAGUCAUUCAUUGCUACCUUGAAGUAUCUGGAUGUCAAGCACAAGGAACACCCCAACAGAAUUCACAUCUCAGUGCAGAUUCCUCACCAGGAUGGGAUGCUCCCCCUUAUCUCCACCAUGCCUCUGCACAACCUGCAUUUCCUGCUAUCAGAGUCCAUCUACAGGCACCAGCAUGUCUGCUCCAACCUAGUCAGCAUCCAAGACCUUAAGGGCAUUUCAGAAGCUGGAUUCCUUGACGAAGUGACCUAUAAGAGCAUCAUUCUGGGGCCUGGAUAUGAUCGGCCGUAUCAGUUUGAUCCCAGUGUGAGGGAACCAAAGACUAUCCAGCUCUACAAACAUCUGAACCUCAAGAGCUGCAUCUGGACUUUUGAUGCCUACUAUGACAUGACAGAAUUAAUUGAUGUGUGCGGAGGAUCAGUCACUGCCGAUUUCCAGGUUCGAGACUCAGCUCAGUCUUUCCUGACAGUCCACGUCCCCCUCUACGUGUCUUACAUCUAUGUGACAGCUCCCAGAGGGUGGGCCUCCCUCGAACAUCACACUGAGAUGGAGUUUUCCUUCUUCUAUGACACGGUUCUUUGGAGAACAGGUAUUCAGACAGACAGUGUCCUUUCUGCCAGACUGCAAAUAAUACGGAUCUACAUCCGAGAGGAUGGCCGGCUGGUCAUUGAGUUCAAGACUCAUGCCAAGUUCAGAGGACACUUUGUGAUGGAGCACCACACUUUGCCUGAUACAAAGUCCUUCAUCAUGACUCCUGACCAUCUCGGGGGGAUUGAAUUUGACCUGCAGCUUUUGUGGAGUGGCCAGACCUUUGACUCCCCUUACCAGCUCUGGAGAGCAACCAGUUCCUAUAGCAGGAAGGAUUACUCAGGAGAAUACACUAUCUACUUAAUCCCUUGUACAGUACAGCCCACACAAUCGUGGGUUGAUCCAGGAGACAAGCCACUUCCCUGCACUGCUCACGCUCCUGAAAAGUUUUUGAUCCCAAUUGCGUUUCAACAAACUAACCGGCCAGUUCCGGUGGUGUAUUCCCUGAACACGGAGUUCCAACUCUGCAAUAAUGAGAAAGUGUUUCUGAUGGACCCAACCCUAUCAGAAAUGUCGAUGGCAGAGAUGGAUUACAAGGGAGCUUUUUCAAAGGGUCAGAUCCUUUAUGGCCGGGUGAUGUGGAAUCCCGAGCAGAACCUCAACUCAGCCUACAAACUGCAGCUGGAAAAAGUGUAUCUCUGUACCGGGAAGGAUGGCUACGUGCCCUUCUUUGACCCAACUGGCACCAUCUAUAACGAGGGACCUCAGUAUGGAUGCAUCCAGCCUAGCAAGCACUUAAAGCACAGAUUUCUGCUGCUGGACCGGAAUCAACCAGAAGUGACCGACAAAUAUUUCCACGAUGUUCCGUUUGAUGCCUGCUUUGCCUCCGAGAUGCCCGAUUUCCACCCAGUCAGCAGCAUGCCUGGAGUGGAUGGCUUCAUCAUGAAAGUAGAUGCACUCUACAAGGUGGAAGCCGGCCACCAGUGGUAUCUUCAAGUGAUCUACAUCAUUGGGCCCGAGACCAUCGCAGGCCCCCGGGUGCCACGUUCCCUUGUCCACCAGCUGAAACGCAGCCGCCGGGAUCUCGUGGACCACAAGGGUGGUCUGGUCCUGGACGACUCCUUGAUCUACGACAACGAAGGUGAUCAAGUCAAGAAUGGCACAAACAUGAAGUCUCUCAACCUUGAGCGGCAAGAGGCAGUUGCUGCCGCCUCUCUGUCGCAAACGGGGGCGUCCAUUGGCAGCGCCUUUGCGGCCACCAUGCUCCUGUUGCUUGUCGUCUUGGUCGUUUGCUUUGUGACCAGGAAAUGUCGGAAACACAGGAAAAAGAAAAAGGCUGCCAAAGGCACCCUGGAGGAAUAUCCUCUCAAUACCAAAGUAGAGGCAGCCAAGAAAAACACAGAGAGGGUGGAAAAGAAUGUCAACAGACAGUACUGCACAGUGAAGAACCUGAACAUCCUAUGUGAAAACGAAGGUGCCUACAAGGUCCAAGGGGCAAAGGUCAAGCAAGUGAACUUGGAGGUGAAAGUUCACAACAAUUUACAUGAUGGAACAGAAGUUUAAUGGUGUGCACUUCUUUUUUUGGUAACAUCUUUUUAUAAAUUGUAAAAAGGAAAAAAAAGUAUAUAAAUGUGUUUUUUUAAAAAAGAAAAACCUUCCUGGUAUUUUUAUAACUAUCUUGCGGGAAAAGGGAAGAAUUGUACCUUUUUUUUCCUUUUUGCUUGCUUGAGUGGUGAACAAGCAACCUGUCCUCGCACGCUUCUACUCCACAACAGAGCUACCUCACUGAAAGGAGAACCGUGUGAGACUCCCAAGGCAGGAAAUGCUGAGUUGCAUCUCUUGGAUUGCCUUCACAAGAGCAUUCCAGCUGCCCGGCCGCCAGGGCUCUCAAAUCUCCUCAGUUCUCAGUUCGUUGUAUUCCCUCUGAAGAAGGGGUUGAUUAAAAAAAAAAAAAAACAACCACCCCAAAGGGUGUCACAUGCUAAUGAGGCUUCAUUGGAGGUGGAAGAAGCACAGGAGCCAUAGGUGGGAAAGCAAGCAUUGUCCUAGGACAUCUCCAUCACUGCAUCAUCUCCACAUCUAAUGGCCGCUGGUGUAUUAGUUGUGUUGGAAUAUCUGUAGCAGGGAUGGCCAACCAGCUGUUGCUGGAAUACUACUCCCACCACCAAAAGCCACAGUUUAUUGUAGCUAGGGAUGAUGGGAGUUGUAGUCCAACGACAGCUGGGGAGCCUCACGUUGGCCAUCCCUGAGCUACAGUUCUUCCAGCUCUUGGAUGGAAGUGAAGUAUGUUGCAAUAUAGCUGGGGAGCCUCACGUUGGCCAUCCCUGAGCUACAGUUCUUCCAGCUCUUGGAUGGAAGUGAAGUAUGUUGCAAUAUAGAUGGAAUCAAUAAGCAUCCGUUCACACAUGAUGUUAGCACCCAUGCAGAAGUCUUGAAUGCUUGCAGCACCUCUUCCAAACCGUGCUCACAUGGAAGUGGAGUUUGUGUGAACUGGCAAGUCCAUAUAUGUACUAUGUAUGCAGUUACUGAGAAUAACCGCACUGGCUCCAAAAGGUGCCGUCCCCAUCUCUGAUAUCUUGGUGGCCACAUACACACAUCACCCUCACAGAGGUACUGGUUCACAUAAAUAUUGUUUCCAUGUGGGCACACCCAAACCUGGAGGCCAGUAAUGGCCCCAAACACUCCCAAGACAAUCAAUUGAGGGUCACCCUGAUAUGGGAAGCCCAAAAGAUCCUGAGGUGGAGUAGUUACUGUUGUCACCCAGAGCACAUCUCCUUCUGGAAACUGAACAGAGCUCCUGUAUCCUUGGGUAUUUCAUAGAAUCCCCUAGAACUUCAGAAUUGGAAGGGACCCGGGAGAUCUUCUGGUCCAGCCCUGCUCAGAGCAGGAAGCUGCCACAACAUCCCUGACAGAUGGCCUCCCAACCUGUUCUUGAAACCUUCCAAUGAAGGAAAGUAAGCUACAGUGUGAGGCAGAUUGUUCCACUGUCAGACAGCUCUUACAGUUAGGAAAUUCCUCCUAAAGUCUAGCUUGAAUCUGCUUCCUUAUAAUUUCAACCAUUAAUUCUAGCCCUGCCAACAAGAGCAGCCAAGAACAAGUCCACUCAUGGACCAAUGGUCUGACUCCGUAUGUGGCAGCUUCCUAGGUUCCUAUGGCAGCCCUUCAUAUAGCUGGAGGUGGCUAUUAUAUCUCCCUUUCGUUUUCUCUGCUCCAGACUAAAGAUACCCAGCUUCUUCAGCCAUCCCUUAAGGACUUGAUUUCCAGACUCCCCACCAUCUUCCUUAUUCUCCUCUGAGCCUGUUCCAGUUUACCAGUGACCUUAAAAUGCAGUGCUCAGACCUGCACACAGUUUUUCAAAUGAGGUCUGGCCAUUUGUGACAAAAGAUGACCAAAAAAGAAGGUCUGAUGUCUAACUGGACUACCUAAAAAGCUGGACACUGCCCUGGCAGCCAUUGGAUCUUAGAGAGCAUCUCUUUCAGAGGCCCUUGGAAUGCCCACCCUGGCUUCCAAACCCACCUCCCCCAUAAGACAGUCAAGUGUAAACAACAGAUAAGAAACAGCCUGGUUGGUUGUGGGAAAUGGUUGUCAUAGAUUACCCUUCAAAUGCAAACUUGUAAUCAAUGGAAGCUAAGGAGGUAAUUAUCUUUAUCAGUUGAUUGCUAUCUCAACUGACUGUGAACUGUCCCAAUGAGACAUUCAUUCUUGUCCCUAUAAGGAGUUCUAUGUUCUUUUGAAGAAUCUGCCAUAAUGGUUGAAGAGGAGCGAAGUCACAAUCAUCCUUUUCCCCAAAUGCCAAUUUAGAAUAGAUUUUUAGAAAAUUCUUGCUGAGGAUUUCUUUAUAAAACUGCUGUUUGUUUGGAGGCAAGAACCUUCUGUGCCAAAAUAACUGCUCUGUUUAUAAUAUAAUGGUAUCUGAGGCUUAUACUGUCAGCUUAAUUUAGACCAGGGAUGCACAGCUUUGGCCUUUCAGGUGUGUUGGACUACAAUGCUCAUCACCCCAAGCCACAGUGGCCAGUAGCUGGGUACUAUUGAAGUUGUAGUCCAUAACAGAAUAAAGAAGAUCAGGGGUAUCAUAUAUAAACAAAUAAUAUUUAUUAUUUACAAAUUUGUUGCUUAUCUAUCUUGAUAGAAAAUUACGGAAUAUGCUUCAAAAUGCUUUGAAAAAUAAAAUCUGAUAAUCUGGUUUACAAAAGCAUAGUUUAAAACAACUAGCAACAAUGGAAUUGAUUAGAAAGUCCCAAACUGUAGAAUUCUUCAUCUGUAGAUCCUUAUUUCUCUUCAUAGGAAAAGCCAGACACAUUUCAACUUCAAGUCUUCAUCAGUGGCUUCCUAAAUUUUCAUACAUAGAUGUGAAGGAUCCAAUUAUCAGACUAUCCUUAGUCCAAAAUCUGCAGGGAGGCCAGAUUUGGGCAGCCCUGAUUUAGACUCAAGUCUGCAAACUAUAAAGGGUUCAAUCCGCAGCAGUGUUUGCAUGCGCAGCUGGUACAUUUAGGUCACGAUCUACAAUGUCGCACCAUGUUAGCUCAGACACUUUGGGCCAGUUCACAUGACCAUGCUGUAUGUACUGGGGGUUAACUUUUCCCCAGUGGAUUUGGAUACCCCAAACUUCUGCUGUGAUGGUGUCUUGAGACUUUUCAGAUUGUGACUCAUAGACUCAAGCUUGUGACUCAUAGUCCAGGGGUUCUCAACCUUAGGUCCCCAGAAGUUGCUGGACUACAACUCCCAUCAUAUGCAGCCACUAUGGCUGGGGUUGAUGGAAGCUGUAGUCCAACAACUUCUGGGGACCCAAAGCUGAAAACCGUUAUCAUUGUCCAAGCCUUAUCAGGAUGUGAUGAGCCACAAUUUGGGGUAUGUCAAAAUAUCCACAAAGUUGGUUUAACUUGGGGGGAAAGUCAACUCCUGUUGACUUCAGAAUCAAAAACGGUUGUGUGAAUCAGCUCCUGCUUCAGAAUAAGGUCUAGGUCCCAUCUGAAGGACAUCCUCACACAUGUUAAGAAGCCGCUCCCAUGCUGCUUGUGGGCAUGUGGAAAUAUUGUUAAGGUAGACUAGAAAAUGGAAGAUAACUUUUAUAGCUGCUCCCCUCCUACACACAAGGAAUUCUUAUGUGGAUUUAAUGAAAGUUUUAUUCAGCAACAACUCCCUUUUCUUCUUCUGCACCCCUUUCCCUUCUGACUCCUCCCCUACACUCUCUACAGGAUCCCCCUUAGGACAAAUGUCAAAACAAACUGCAAAAGAUGACCUGAUAGGAUACAAGAACCAUUUUUAUUUAAAAAAAAUGGAAAGUUGCCUUGAGAGCAUGUGAAUUAAUGCCCUCAUUCAAAUGAAUUGGAUUAAUGAUGGGAGCUUCCCCCCCGAGUCAUUUAAUGAUGAGAAUUCCCCCCCACCCACCCCGUGCAUUGAAGCUUUAGUGCCUGUAACAGAUCACUGAAUUUGGAUAACUGGGUUCUACUGUUAGUGCCUACUUAAUAAGCCUUGGGUCACAAUGUGAAACAUGCCAACUAGGAAAUGAGUCCUAUGGAUAACAAGGGGCUUAAUUCUGAGUAUCUAGGCAUAGCACGAAGCCGUACAUGUCCAAGAAGAGGGAUCUCAAUAGAAACGAACACAUAUUUGUGGAUAUUGAAACCAGACUCAUCUGAUCACAGAAAUUUGGGGCAUAAAUCCGCUAUUUAUAAUGUGUCUGAGCUUCUUACUGAUUUUUACCUGCUACAAAUUUGUAAUGACAAAGUCAUCAUGGUGACUGAAUUUCAGACAACUAUGAAGCUUACAGAGGAGGGUGCGAUCCUUCACUUUGCUUGGGUUGCCACUUUACAAAAUCUGUGGGUGCACACUCGAAAGUGUCAUAUACUUGCAACUGUUACUUAUUGUUUGAUUCACAUGAUCAUUUUUUGUUGGCUUUGAUUGAUAUCAGCUGGUGAGCACGGUCAGUGUUGGGUUUCCAUCAGUGUCCAUUUAUUCCCACUUUCCAUGUACUGCCUUUCAUGCACCUUCAGCGGACUUCAGUGACACACUGAAGAAGUGUUGCGAAUGCUUUGUGCUCAAAUUAUGCCUCAGUGUGCCCUGGAUUGAAGACUUGUUUAGAGCUGGAUCUUUGUUUGGGGUGUUUACAUGAAGGAGUCAGUCUAGUACAGGAGUUCUCAAACUUCGGUCCCCAGCAGUGUUCCCUCUAAUGGGGAUUCCCAGAUGUUGUUGACUGUAACUCCCAGAACCCCCAAGCAAAAGCCAUUGCAGCUGGGGAUUCUGGGAGUUGUGGCCCAGCAACAUCUGGGGACCCAAGCCUGAGAACUCCUGGUCUCGUGAAAAAGACCACGUGUGUUGAGCUCAGUACAUAAAUGGGCCGUGCACUUUGGAUCUGAAGCUGCUGUGCCAGCAGAGGCAUGCUUAGGGUGGCGGAGAAGGUCUAGCAAAGUGUCAGAAGCCAGUGAUACAAAUAUGACAAAUAUUUAUUUACCGCUUCUCAACCAAAGUUCCCAAAGCGGUUUACUUAGCUAUAGAUAAAUAAAUAAAAUGGCUCCCUCUCCCCCAAAGGGUUCACAGUCUUAAAAAGAAACAUGAGAUAGACACCGGCAACAUCCACUGGAGGGAUGCUGUGCUGGGGCUGGAUAGGGCCGGUUGCUCUCCCCCUGCCAAAUGUCAGAGAAUCACCACUUUUAAAAGGUGCCUCUUUGCUCAGUUAGCCGGGGACCGCUCCAAUGUGUACACAGAGCUCUUCCUGGUGCAGGAUGUUCCCAUUGAACUCAGUGAAGGGACAACUUCAUAGUCUCAUGGCACAGUGCCCUUCAGUGAAGCAGGAACAUAGGAAGUUGCCUUCUACUGAGUCAGACCAUGGGUCCAUCUAGCGCAGUAUUGUCUGCACGGACUGGCAGCAGCUCUCCACGAUUUUCAGCCAGGGGUCUUUCCAGUCCUACCUAGAGAUGCUAGGGUUUGAAUAAUCUGGGCCGCUCUGAAUGCAACGCGGAUGCUCUACCACUGAGCAAUGGCCCCAUCUUCACCACCACUCCCCACCCCAGUGAAUGAAGAUAGAUGGUGGAGAUCCGUGCACACAUUGCAGCUUCUGUUUCAACAGCACAGUGCCAAAUCUGGAUCCGUGAGAACCACCAUAGUGCAGUCAGCUUGGAUUAGGGAGGUCUGGGUUCUAAUCCUUGCUCAGCCCCUAAGCUCAUUGGAUGAUCUUGGGCACUCACCCUCCCUAGGCCUAACCUACCUCACAGGGUUGUUGUGAGGAUAUGAUGGGAUAGCCCUAAGGCCUGGCACACUGAGCUUCUUGGCAAACUUCUUGGCAUGCCACAAACUAUGUUGUAGAGGCAUCAAUCUGGCACUGCAGGCAGACACAUGCAUGGAGAAAUAGAGCAGUGGCGUGCCAGUCAACGGACUCUGUGUUUGGGAUUGGUAUAAUCAAGGAAAUGCUAUGGGAAAUCUAGCUCAGUGGCACAAGGCAUGGUGCACACUGAUGAUGCCAUAAGUAGUAAUAAUAAUAAUUAAUAAUAACAACAGAAAUGGCUAUAGAAACAAGAGACAAAGAGCACACUUUCUCCUAAGCUGUAUAACUGCUGGUACAUGCUGUAUGAUGCAUAUUUCUGUUCAAUACAGAUGCUGGCACUGAGACAGGCAGGCACAGAGCACUGCCCUUCCAGUCUGCAGAUGUUUGUUCCAGCAUUUUGCCAUGCACUGGCCAGUCCAAGAAAGUGUUUCCGGUUGCUCUGAGUAAAUCUCAUUUGGUGCUGUCAACCUGUUUUCUUGAAUCUCACUAUCUCUGUGUUUUGAAACAUGCAUCCAUUUGUUGUGGAAUGAAUGGUUUUUAUUUCCAUAAAGCCCCCCCCCCCGUUGUUGUUUUUUGCUAAUAAAUAACAUUUGGUUACUUUUUAACUUCA